Hydractinia symbiolongicarpus is the source of this 2755-nucleotide messenger RNA. Its product is annotated as ubiquitin carboxyl-terminal hydrolase 2-like. Lineage: Eukaryota; Metazoa; Cnidaria; Hydrozoa; Anthoathecata; Hydractiniidae. Gene Ontology annotation, biological process: protein deubiquitination. Gene Ontology annotation, molecular function: cysteine-type deubiquitinase activity; cysteine-type endopeptidase activity. Gene Ontology annotation, cellular component: nucleus; cytosol. The record is from RefSeq and is a predicted model, not a curated record. The coding region runs from base 413 to 1189 and encodes 258 amino acids. The transcript is spliced from 2 exons.
UACUAGACAAUUCCCUGCAACAUCCAACAGCCCACACAGUGUGCCAUCUUCUCAAUUUCCCUCACAUAACUUGGGUUAAGUUUGGUUGCUUCUAGAAGUUCAGUUGACCCCUCAUCCAAUGUUUGGUCAACUGACUCCUUAAUGCAAUUACCCAAAUCCAAGCAGGCUUUGCCCAUUGUGGAGACCAAGGGUGUUUCAUCUCGCUGAAAGGGGCCAUCUAAAAAGGUUAGCAAAAAAUAAAAAUGACACUCAACCAAUUAGUGUCUAUAAAAACAUCGGUUUUUUAAACAAAGGCAACACCUGUUACGCCAACGCCAUUUUGCAAGUAUUAAGUACCAUUCCAACACUCUGGUGCCAGAGUGGGUCAGAAUCGUUUCAUUUAUCACCUAUUGCGAGGUCUAUUUCCCUUAACAUGGCGAAGCUGAAGCAAUCAUUGUCACCUGUUGACCCUUCGAAUUUUCUCUGGGCCCUUAAACGUCAAAUGCACUCUGAUGGAAAAGUGGACUUCCAAUUUAAUACUCAGCAAGAUGUAGCAGAGAUUUUGUUUGUGGUUUUGGACGCCCUUAAGGGAUUUUCCCCGAUUGCUGCAGAUAAAAUUUCAACUGAAAUCUCAAUGUCCGUAAGCUGUAGCACCUGCCUGUGCACCUCGGUAAAUGUGGAAAUGCAGGACAUUUUCACACUGCCAAUGACAUCUAAAAUCCAAUCUUGUGUCCGCAAAUUUUUAGAACUGGAAAUUCUAACUGAUGGAAACAAGUGGUUUUGUCUGCAAUGCUUUGCACAUAGAGAGAGUACUAGAGAAACGCAAAUCAGCAGGAUUAGUGAAAUCUUAUUCCUGCAUCUUAAAAGGUUUUUAAAACAUGGUGAACAUCUGGUAAAAGACAACAGAGUUGUUGAAUGUGUUUCUUUACGUGACUCUCUUCUGCAACUACCUCUCGUCAGUGAUACGGACACAAUGUUUAAUCAGAACUACUCAUUGUUAGCAACAAUUAAUCACUCCGGUACGGUAACCGCAGGUCAUUAUUGGGCUUAUGUUAAGGAUCCUGCCACAAAUUCUUGGUACCACUGCAACGAUGAGCGGUUUGCAAAUGCUCUCCACCUAUUCUCAACAACAAUUCAUGUUAUAUUCUUUGUUACGUUCGCUGUUGAUCCGCUUUUUCUUUCUUUCUUAUACAUUUAUCAUUACGUUUAAAAAACCUGUACUUCCAGGGUCAUGGGGGAGGAAAAUGUAAAUCCGAGCGGUUUUAUAUUACCCCAGCUAGUUCAUUCGAACCAGUUUGCCGUCAAUACCCAGAGGGUAAAGAGUUCAGCUCACUCUUCUCUGGUAACUUAAAAGAAGCUUAGCAAGGGGGUUUGCUUUCAGCUUGUCUUUGGGUGUAACGAUCCCACUUUUUACCACAGUUCAAUAAGGUGCCCAAGUUUACUAACUUGCUCUUCAGGCUUGGCAGCCCUGCUGUCCUUAGUCAAAAUAUGUACAGGCUGGUCCAGUCAUGACAACCUCCUGUGUAAGGCUGAGUGUUUGGGCCCUGUAACACAUGUGGAAAGCUACAGCCAGAGUCACAAGCUCUGGCGCACAGGAGGGCUUUAUAUAAUUCUUUUUUAUAUUAUAUAUUUUUGACAUAUACAUUUUUUCCAUUUGUGUUUGUUCUGUAACCAGUCCGUUUAUGUUGUUAGCUCUGUCUUGUGUUGUAUUGUUUGUGAUUGAAGGAUUGUUUUUUCUCUUUAAGAUUUUCUCAGUGAAUAGUUAUAGGUCCAAGUUGGACAGUACUCAUGCUUGUAAUAAGCAAGAAAGUGUAUUCAGCACCUUCUUCUGGGAGCCUAAUCCCAAUUUUAUUUACAUCCACCGUCCCUGUAGACAAGAUACUUCAGUGCAGCUUGCUGUAUUGUAAACCUUUUUCAAUUUUUGCGUGCUAUGAAAAGUCAUAUCGCAACCGCGAAGGGAAGCGUGUUUAAUAUCUUUGCUCAGCACGACGUCCCGAGGUCCUUGAAUAUCUUCUACCUUGUCUGUCAUUAGAUGUUCCAUUUCUUCGAAGUCUUUUUAGUAUUGGUAUCAAGACAUCUACCACUUGUGAUACAUGUCAUUCUUGCGGUCGGAAUGACGUCACCACCAUGGCAACGAUAACUAGCCAUUUUGGCUUGGGGGUAGAAUAUGGUAGUAAAAAGCGGGAAAGACAGCAUUGCUUCAAUAUUCUCAGCAGGAUGCCAAAGUGUUGUUGUGUUGAAAACUGUACAAAUAAUAAGAGGAAUAGGCAAGAUUUAAAUUAUUAUAUUAUUCCAAAAGAGGAAAAACGUCGAAGACUAUGGCUAAAUGCGAUAAGUCGUGCACAAGUUGAUGAAUCUGGAAAAGUUCUUGACAAAACAUGGUCACCCAAAUCACUACAUAAUUUUGUUUGUUCUCAACAUUUUGCAACUGGUAAGGCAUACUCCCAACUGCGUACAUGUGCGUUUUGUUAGCCUGUUCUGUAUUCGAAACUGAAAUGUGUAGCUAGUAAAAAUAAUCCUUUUAGGAAAGAAAGAGAAACAUCCUGAUUAUAUUCCUUCUGUUUUCCCUGGGAGAACUAAAGACAACUCUUCAGAAAUGGGUAAAAUGGAUCGCGUCAACAGAAGAAUUAACAGGGCUCUGAGUAAAGAAUUUCCAUCAUCAAGUACAUGUGUUGAAGAACCGACGGAAUUAACGUUGACUGAACAGACCGAUUCAAGUACCAAUGUAUCCAGUUCGUUGGUAGAGGAAGAAAGGACUCCAUUGUAUAUGGAGACG